AUAUGAUAAAUGACAAGAUUAGUAGGUAUAUUAUCAACUCCAUGAUUGUGAAAGAUGUUGGUUUAGUUGAAACUACUAGCUUUUUGAUUAACCAACUACGACCAAGCAUUCAUGAAUGUUCAACCAGUUCUCUCUUAUGUUCACAAACCAAUCUAACAAGAUGAAACAAACUGGUGCUGCAAAGAGGAGUUCUUACCUUUAUGUGCUAUACGUUGUAAUCAUUGUUCUUCUCUUAUUUCUUCUCGGAUGCUAUCUGUACAAUGAGAAACAGAGGAUUGGUCAGUUUCAAGGAUUCAAGACGGAUAACCUACCAGAAGAACACAUCAGUCCACUACAACAAAGCAAAGAAGAGAAAGACAAGAAGAUCGACCUGGUGGCUUUAAAAGUAUGUGAUGUUUUCACAGGAAAAUGGGUUCUGGAUGAAGUUACACAUCCGUUGUACAAAGAAGAUGAAUGCGAGUUUCUCUCAGAGUGGGUGGCAUGUACAAGAAACGGGAGGCCAGACUCAAAGUACCAGAAAUGGAGAUGGCAACCUCGAGACUGCUCUUUACCAAGGUUUGACGCAAAGCUGCUGCUAGAGAAACUCAGGGGAAAGAAACUAAUGUUCAUUGGUGAUUCAAUACAUUAUAACCAGUGGCAGUCUAUGGUAUGUAUGGUCCAAUCAACCAUUUCCUCAGGCACGAAGACAUUAAGCCACACAGCACAAAUGUCAAUCUUCAAUACAGAGGAGUACAACACGACCAUAUCAUUCUACUGGGCACCUUUCCUAGUCGAGUCAAAUGCUGAUCCUCCAGACAAAAGAGAUGGCAAGAGAGAACCAAUAAUCAUGCCUCGAUCAAUCUCAAAGCACGGUAAGAACUGGAAAGACGCAGACUUCCUCGUUUUCAAUACUUAUACAUGGUGGACCAGACAUUCCAAGAUCAAAGUUCUAAGACAAGGAUCUUUCACCAACGAGACAAAAGAGAGUAACGAAGUUGGUAUCUAUAUAAUGUACGAAGAAGUACUACGGACAUGGACAAACUGGCUAGAACAAAACAUUGACCCAAACCGAACAUCUGUCUUCUUCAGCAGCAUGUCACCAACUCAUGUCAGGAGUUCAGACUGGGACGUUAAUGGAAGAGCAACCAGAAAGUGCGAGAAAGAGACGGAACCUAUACUCAACAUGUCGAAACCAGUAGAUGUCGGAACAAACCGUAGGCUUCGGGAAAUCGCAGUGAACGUGACUAAAUCCACCACAAAAGUGCAUGUAACGUUCCUCAACGUGACGACCAUGUCAGAGUUCAGGAAAGAUGCGCAUACCUCCUUUUACGGGUCGAGAAGUGGUAGUCUCUUAACUCCGGUGCAAAAGUUGGAUCCAAGAACCUUUGCUGAUUGUUAUCACUGGUGUCUUCCAGGCUUGCCUGAUACAUGGAACGAGUUGCUCUCUCUGUAUAUCAUCAACAAAAGUUAAAUCACUUCUUUGUGUGAACUUCUCAAGUUGGUUUAUUAAUUGAACGUGCAAGUUAAGUUUUA
Molecule: messenger RNA, 1512 nt
Organism: Raphanus sativus (radish)
Lineage: Eukaryota; Viridiplantae; Streptophyta; Magnoliopsida; Brassicales; Brassicaceae
Product: protein trichome birefringence-like 30
Exons: 5
Coding region: 116-1450 (444 amino acids)
Cellular component (GO): Golgi apparatus
Molecular function (GO): O-acetyltransferase activity
Source: RefSeq, a predicted model, not a curated record